AUGCUAAACAAUUUAGACAGUCUGGUGUGCAAAAACUUUGUCUAUACGAGAGUGAACUCCACUCCAUAUAGAGUCCAACAAAGCCCAUGCGAGUAUCACAGCAAUAGUGGAGACUACAGCAGCAGUUUUUUAGAAGUAACACCUUGCCUUAUUCCAGGACGACUUUUAAGGAAGAUACAGCAGCUUUCACUGUUACCUACAGAAAAUCGUUUUGCCAAACAUACAUACUUCAAGGAUGAGGACUGCGUUGUAAAACUCAGGCACUUCCCUGAAAUGAUGCUGCUAGUUCUGGUCAUGUGUCUACAGGACAGAGCAUCAUUGGGGAGAACAGGAGUAUUCAGCAGACCGGAGGAGCUUGCUUUAUAUCAAUUGUUUUUUGUCGCCAGGGGCCAAGAGAGUGCUGGAAUUGUGACAAGUGAUGGAGAGUCUUCCCAGGCAUUCAAAGUACACAAGGGAAUGGGUCUUAUUAACCACGUAUUCAAUGCAGACAGCCUGAAGAAGCUCUAUGUUUCAAAUCUUGGGAUUGGACACACGAGGUACUCCACCUCCGGAAUUUCUGAGCUGCAGAACUGCCAGCCUUUCGUGGUAGAAACCCUUCACGGGAAGAUUGCUGUGGCGCACAACGGUGAACUAACAAAUGCUGUACGACUUAGAAGAAAGCUGAUGCGACAUGGCGUGGGACUGUCAACCAGUUCUGACAGUGAACUGAUCACCCAGCUGCUGGCCUUCACACCUCCUCUGGAAAAUGACGAUACUGCAGACUGGGUAGCAAGAAUAAAAAAUUUGAUGAAUGAAACUCCAACUUCGUAUUCAUUGCUAAUUAUGCAUAAAGACAUAAUCUAUGCAGUACGUGAUCCGUAUGGGAAUCGUCCACUCUGCAUUGGUCGCCUUAUUCCAGUAGGGGAUAUGAACGGAAAAGGAAAAGAUAACUGUGAAACAGAAGGCUGGGUAGUCUCCUCUGAAUCCUGUAGCUUUUUAUCUAUCGGUGCAGAGUACUAUCGUGAGGUCCUUCCUGGUGAGAUUGUGAAAAUAUCCAGAUACGAUGUCCAAACGCUGGAUGUUGUACCAAGACCUGAAGGAGAUCCAUCAGCAUUCUGCAUCUUUGAAUAUGUUUAUUUUGCAAGACCAGACAGUAUUUUUGAAGGUCAGAUGGUGUAUUCAGUCAGGAAAAGGUGUGGUCAACAACUCGCCAUUGAAGCACCUGUGGAAGCAGACCUGGUCAGCACUGUUCCGGAGUCUGCAACCCCAGCAGCUCUUGGUUAUGCACAAAAGUGCGGACUACCAUAUGUUGAAGUACUCUGUAAAAAUCGAUAUGUAGGAAGAACUUUUAUCCAGCCAAACAUGAGGUUAAGGCAGCUUGGUGUUGCAAAAAAGUUUGGAGUUCUGUCUGACAACUUUAAAGGCAAGCGAGUUGUUAUCAUUGAUGAUUCAAUUGUGAGAGGCAAUACCAUUUCACCCAUAAUAAAGCUGCUAAGGGAAUCUGGAGCUAAAGAGGUGCAUAUUCGUGUGGCUUCACCUCCCAUAAAAUUUCCUUGUUACAUGGGAAUAAACAUUCCAACAAAAGAAGAACUCAUUGCCAACAGACCUGAAUUUCAUGAUCUUGCGAACUAUAUUGGAGCAGACAGCGUUGUUUACCUUUCUGUGGAAGGGCUGGUAUCCUCUGUGCAAGAAAGCAUCAAAGCAAGGCAAGAGAGUGAGAACAACCUCAAAACACAGAAGUCACGUGCUGGAAAGAUCGGUCAUUGCACAGCGUGUCUGACUGGAGAGUAUCCUGUAGAGCUAGAAUGGUGAAAUUGUAGUAGAUGAUCAUCAGUUCAUCUUCUGCUGAACAGAGAUUUUUCAA
Molecule: messenger RNA, 1843 nt
Organism: Tinamus guttatus (white-throated tinamou)
Lineage: Eukaryota; Metazoa; Chordata; Aves; Tinamiformes; Tinamidae
Source: RefSeq, a predicted model, not a curated record